CAGUCAUGACAUUUGCUACCUUAAAUUUAAGUCAGUGGCUUGUUGAACAAUGUAAUUUUAUGGGCUUAAAAUAUCCUACACCAAUCCAACAAAAUUGUAUCCCAAGAAUUUUAGCUGGUGAAGACUGUAUUGGUUGUGCAAAAACUGGCAGUGGCAAGACACUUACUUUUGCACUUCCUAUAUUACAAAAAUUAUCUGAGGAACCGUAUGGCAUAUUUACACUCGUUUUAACACCAACUAGAGAACUUGCUUUCCAAAUUGCUGAUCAGUUUUCAGCAAUAGGAAAAUGUAUUGGUUUAAGAAAAAGUGUGAUUGUGGGUGGUAUGGAUAUGGUUAUACAAGGUUUAGAAUUGUCAAAGCAUCCACAUAUAGUUGUUGCAACUCCAGGACGCUUAGCCGACCAUCUUGAAAGCUGUAAUACAUUUUCUUUGAAGCAAAUUAAAUUUUUGGUUUUAGAUGAAGCUGAUAGACUUUUGGAAGGUCAUUUUGAUGGUCAAUUAAAAACUAUAUUUGAGUCUUUACCUAAACAGAAACAAACAUUACUUUUUAGUGCUACAAUGACAGAUACCCUUAAUAAAGUGAAACAUAUAACUUCCAAGAAGGUAUUUAUAUGGGAAUCAAAUGAUAAAUCUGGUGUAGCUACAGUAAGAGAACUUGAUCAACGUUAUGUGCUUUGUCCAAGCAAUGUUCGUGAUUCUUUUUUAGUUGAAACAAUUAGAACUUUCCGAGCAAGUAAUGAAAAUGGAUCUAUAAUGAUAUUUACAGAUACUUGCAAACAUUGUCAAGUAUUGUCUAUGACAUUAAAUGAUGUUGGAUUUAAAAAUGUAGCUCUACAUUCAAUGAUAAAACAGAAAGAUCGUCUUGCAGCACUUACGCAAUUUAAAUCUAAUCACAUAAGAAUUUUAAUAGCUACAGAUGUUGCAGCAAGAGGUUUGGAUAUUCCUAAAGUUGAAUUAGUUAUAAAUCAUAUUAUACCAAACGUACCAAAGGAAUAUAUUCAUAGAGUUGGAAGAACAGCUAGAGCAGGAAAAAGUGGUAUGGCAGUUACUUUAAUAACUCCACAUGAUAUUAAAUUAUUACAUGCAGUUGAAGAUACUAUUGGUACAAAACUCACAGAAUAUAAAGUUAAUGAUAAAGAAAUAGUUACAAUUUUAACACAAAUAUCUGUUGCAAAACGAGAAGCGGAAAUGAAAUUGGAUGAAAAAAAUUUUUAUGAGAAAAAAAUAAUCAAUAAACGUAAAAAGCUUAUUCUUGAAGGAAAAGAUCCAGAUGAAAUUGAGGAAAUAAUAGAAAAAAAGAAACGUCAUAAAGCAAAAAAAAAACAAGUUCUUGAAAAUCGACGUGGUAAAAGUAGUGUGUAA
This is a messenger RNA of Eufriesea mexicana, 1361 nucleotides long. RefSeq names its product putative ATP-dependent RNA helicase Dbp45A (gene Dbp45A). The coding region runs from base 6 to 1361 and encodes 451 amino acids. Gene Ontology annotation, cellular component: cytosol. Lineage: Eukaryota; Metazoa; Arthropoda; Insecta; Hymenoptera; Apidae. The transcript has 6 exons. Gene Ontology annotation, molecular function: nucleic acid binding; RNA helicase activity; ATP binding. The record is from RefSeq and is a predicted model, not a curated record.